AUGGACUCCGCUGUCUCCAGCCCACGACCAACAAUGCCCCCAAGCCAAAGGAGAAGUUCACUCCUUGAGCUUUCUGAAAUGCUCCGGGAGCUGGCCGAGAUGCAGGCCAAGCCAGAAACGGAGGAUGUAGAGAGUGUGCCCGAGUUUCGCGACCUUAUUCAUCAGCUCUGCCAAGAGGAACCAGCUGUUGCGCAAGCCAUCGCUGCAGCAAUACGAGAAAACAUUCCAGACCUGUCUCCUCGCCUACCAUCAAAACGAAAACGGAGACAAGAUCCGUCUUAUCGGCCGAGUCACGCGGUGCAAUCAGUUCCAAGGAAGAGGCAAUGUACCGACGAAGAAAACGUUGUCAAUGAGCCCAUGACUCCAGAGAGUCGAAUUCUCGAGAGCGAAAGUCCGGAAACCAGAGAUGCACUGGAUUCUAUGAUCUGUGUUGACACCGCUGGACUCAGACCCGCGCCUAAGCAUGAGAGCAAGUCAGACGUUCACUCGACGACGACGAUUGCCGUGAAUAAAGAAAAUGCCCUCAAUUGCGAGAACAUGUAUCGUAGCACAACGCCGAUAUCCCCAAAUAGGGAGCAGACAGAGCCGCCACCUACGCCCGAAGGAGAUGUCACUAAGGAUCAAUCCUUUAAGGACACAAUCUAUAAGAUGGUUGACAAUGUCAGCCUGCUUAAGAGACACCCAGACGAUCUGCCGCGCACUGUUCAUCAGAAAAUCCUGCAAAGUCUUCACACCAAUCAGGGCCCGAUCAUCGAAUCUCAAGCCGGUCAAUGGUCAGACGGGAAAACGUGGUUGGAGGUGUUGGAGAGAGGAUCCGCCACAAAUCGUCGGUGCAUCAUAUUCAAUAUGCUGGAAUAUAUGGGCGCCUCAAAAUGGUAUGACAGCCAGAUUGAGGUUGCAAAGCAAACGGUAAAAACCAAGCAAAACCAGCCUGUGGAUGAGAAGGGGGCAGCAAUGCAUGUGCUAUGCCGUAUCACUCAUGAGCAUGGCCUCCUCAACAGAAAAACCAUUACCAAUCAGUUCUCCAGAGGGAAGAGAGUGCGCCUGCUUGUCAAGGAACUCGGGCUAGGAAUCCUAUUUAGCCCCGAUAUCUGGUGAGUAUUAGAGAAACCAUAUUAGUUUUAUAUGCUUACCUUGCAUUUAGCUAUAUUGAGCCCUG
Talaromyces stipitatus ATCC 10500 is the source of this 1159-nucleotide messenger RNA. RefSeq lists its product as uncharacterized. The transcript has 2 exons. NCBI's taxonomy places the organism in Eukaryota, Fungi, Ascomycota, Eurotiomycetes, Eurotiales, Trichocomaceae. The coding region runs from base 1 to 1098 and encodes 365 amino acids. The record is from RefSeq and is a predicted model, not a curated record.